Messenger RNA from Periconia digitata, 3261 nucleotides. Lineage: Eukaryota; Fungi; Ascomycota; Dothideomycetes; Pleosporales; Periconiaceae. The record is from the annotation of a GenBank genome assembly.
CCCAGCAUGGCGCCACCACCGCACAGCAAACCCGAGAAUACUCUCAAACGUGCCCAAGAACUCAUCGGAGUGCAGCAGCCCCAGGCUGCUCUGCAACUCCUCCACGAACAUGUCAUCUCCAAGCGCACCCGAAACAGCCCCAUCGCCUCCCUGGAGCCGGUGAUGAUCCUCUUCAUCGAACUCUGCGUCGAUCUCCGCAAAGGCAAACUCGCAAAGGACGGUUUAUACCAGUACAAAAACACCGCGCAGAACACCAACGUGGGAACUAUUGAGCUUGUGUUCAAGAAGUUCAUCGAACUCGCCGAGCAAAAGGUCACCGAAGCCCAGGAAAAGGCCGAGAAAGUACAGGCCUCCCUCGAGGCUCCGGGUGAUGCUCAAAAUGUCGACGAUCUCGAGGCCACCGAGACUCCCGAGUCUAUUCUUCUUUCCACCGUCUCCGGCGAACAAUCUCGAGACCGAACCGACCGAGCCAUUGUAACUCCUUGGCUCAAGUUCCUCUGGGAGACCUACCGUACCGUUCUGGAUAUCUUCAAAAACAACGCGCGUCUUGAAAUCAUGUAUCAGUCGACCGCUCAACAGGCCUUCCAGUUCUGCUCCAAGUAUGCCCGAAAGACCGAGUUCCGCCGUCUUUGCGAGCUUCUGCGAAACCAUCUCCAGAACGCUGCCAAAUUCUCCUCGCAGAUGCAUGCUAUCAACCUAUCAGAUCCCGAUACUCUGCAGCGUCACCUCGAUACUCGUUUCCAGCAGUUGAACGUCGCAGUUGAACUUGAACUGUGGCAAGAGGCUUUCAGGAGUGUGGAAGACAUUCACACUCUGUUGAGCUUGAGCAAGCGACCUGCGAAGAACAUCAUGAUGGCCAACUACUUCGAGAAGCUUACGCGUAUCUUUUUGGUCAGCGAGAACUACCUUUUCCACGCCGCUGCCUGGAGCCGAUACUACAACCUGCUCCGGCAAUCGGCUGCCGCGGUUGCUUCUGGCCAGAGCCCCAAGAAGGACAACCCUGUGGUCACUGAGGCGGAUAUGACGGAAAAGGCAUCUUUCGUUCUGCUCUCUGCACUCUCUAUCCCUGUCAUCAGCACCUCGCGAUCUCGGGGCGCUUUAGUCGAUGUGGAUGAGGCCAGGAAGAGCAAAAACAACCGCCUGACCAACUUGCUCGGCAUGUCACAAGCACCCACCCGAGCUAUUCUCUUCAAGGACGCUCUUAGCAAAGGUCUUCUCAAACGCGUUCGCCCGGAGAUCCGCGACCUGUACAAUAUCCUCGAAGUCGACUUCCACCCUCUAUCCAUCUGCAAGAAAAUCUCUCCAAUCUUGGCUAAGAUCGGCUCAGACGAAGAGAUGAAGAAGUACGUCGGACCACUUCAACAAGUCAUCCUCACCCGUCUGUUCCAGCAGCUCUCUCAAGUAUACGAUUCCGUUGAGAUCAGCUUCGUCCUCGACCUUGCCCAGUUCCCCGAGCCCUUCACCGUCAGCAGCGGCACAAUUGAGAAAUUCAUCAUGAAUGGAUGCAAGAAGGGAGAUCUCGCUAUUCGUAUCGACCACGCCACCGGUGUUCUUACCUUCGACUCUGAUGUCUUCUCCUCUGCUAAGGCUAUGCACCCGGGUUCUGGUGCUGGCUCAGCUGAGAGUGAGACUCGUUCUGUCCAACGCCUUCAGAGCACGCCAGCCGAGAUUGUUCGUUCCCAACUUACUCGACUCGCAAAGUCUCUCUACGUCACAUGCCAAUACGUCGAUCCCAGCUUCAAUGCCGAGCGAAAACGGGCCAAGGAGGCUGCUCUUCUCCGCACCAAGGAAGGCGCCGAGCAAGAACACCAAGACACUCUGGCCCGUCGUGAUAUGAUCGCUCAAAAGAAGGAAGCGGCGCAGAAGGCACAGCAGGCCAAGGAGAGCGAAGAGCAGAGCAAGCGCCUUCUUCGCAUCCAGCAAGUCAAAGAAGAGGAAAGCCGCCGCCUUGCCGAAGAACAGCGAUUGCGUGCACAGCAGCGCAUUGCGGCAGAGCAAGCCCGAGUACAACGUGAAGAGAUCGAGAAACAGCUCAAAGAGCUCAAGCAGGGCGUCAAGAUUGAUCUUGAGAUUCCAGAGGACAUCACUGAACUUGAUUCUGGUCGCAUUCGGGCUAUGAAGCUUGCUGCUUUGGAGAAGGAGAAGAACCAAUUGAGUGAGCAACUACGCAUUGCUGGCAAGAGGAUCGAUCAUCUUGAACGUGCUUAUCGCAAGGAGGAAAUCAAGCACCUCAAGGAUGACUAUGAGAAGCAAAUGGAGAAGGAUGCUCAGGCAUACGAGAAGGCAAAGGAAGAAGAGCUCAAGGCAGCAGAACAGAAACACAAGGACGAUGUUGCUUUGAAGCACCGUCUGUCACGACUGGUACCGACGUACCAAAAAUUUACUGCCGAAGUCAAGCAAGCCCGCAGGGCCGAAUUCGAGAAGCGCAGCAAGGUCGCACAGAAGGAGCUCGAGCAGAAGAAGGCGAAGCGCGUUUCAGAGCUCAAGGAGAAGAUGGCCAGAGAAAAGCGCGAGCGCGAGGAGGCAGAGCGCCAACAGCGAGAAGAAGAGGAGCGCGAGGCGGCCGAAGCCGAAGCCAAAGCGCAAGCCGAAGAAGAGAGGCGCGUCAGGAUGCAAGCAGAGAAGGAGGACCGCGAAGCGAGGAGACGGGAGCUGGACGAAAAGGCUGCUCUGCAGCGCCAGCGCGAGGAAGAGGCAGAGGCCAGACGUGCCGCGGCAAAGAAAUCUGGCUUCGGCGCAGAACGUUCCGAGGCUCGAGAGCCCGCUGCAGCCUCUGCAGGUGGUCCACCUAGACUUGCUCUUGCUGGAGGCAAGCCUUCGUGGCGUGAUCGUGAAGCCGCAAAGGCUCAAGCACCCGCAGAACCCUCGCAGGCUGCAGCGAGUCCUUCCGAGGCCGACGCACCCAAGAGGAGUGGAUACAUCCCACCUGCUCUUCGCAACCGUACUUCAGAGAGCCCCGCCAGCGGGUGGCGAGAGCGUGAAGGGAGCGGCCGGGGACCAGCAGGUGGCAACGAGCCUGCGUCUGGUCGUUACGAGCCCCCUUCCCGUGGCCGAUUUAGUGACUUGGACAAGGGCAGGACUCAAUCACCUGCUUCCGGUGGUGGAUAUGUACCGCCUGGUCGCCGCAACGUUCAGCCAGAGGGUGGCCGCAGCGAGAGUGCUCGUGGCCGAGAGGAGGAGCAGGAGUCCCAGCCUCCGCCAGCACAGGCUCCCAGUGGUGGAAAGUACAGGCCAGGUGCCUUCAAGCGCAAUCAAGGUUAA